Molecule: messenger RNA, 2400 nt
Organism: Polypterus senegalus (gray bichir)
Lineage: Eukaryota; Metazoa; Chordata; Cladistia; Polypteriformes; Polypteridae
Gene: pacc1
Product: proton activated chloride channel 1
Exons: 8
Coding region: 392-1456 (354 amino acids)
Source: RefSeq, a predicted model, not a curated record
ACAAAUUCUGUAUAUAGAAAAUUACUUCCACAGUACUUCUGAUACAUCCGAUUAACCGACGGCACCAUCACGGAGGCCCACUGUCUUACAAAACUUCCCACACUGAAACCUCGAGAAGCUGUCGUAUUCACCCAUCACCACCGACUACUACAUUUCCCAGAAUCCCGCGCUCGUUUCCUGUGUGGCGCCCUCGAGGUCUCCUAUUGGCUCGCUCCGAUUUGCCUGCCGUUCUCGCUGUCCCAGCGGUUCCCAUCCGCCUGCCGCUAUCCCGAACUCCGAAUAUGAGCAACACCACAAGUGUGCAGGCACCCCGACCCUCACUUGACAACGCAGGGGGCGACGUUUAAAACUUUCUUCAGAGUGUGGAGGUGGUAUUCGGCACCUGGUGGGGAUGAUCAGAAAAGAAACCAACCGAUCUUACCAGGAGCUGAGUGAAGAAGCAGAGAGGGUUGCUGCUACUGAGCGCGAACUUCUAGACAAUUUGGAGGAGCUCGAUUCAGUGUGUGGGGAUGGCAGCGCUCUGCCAGCUGAGGAUGAUGAAGGAGGGAGCAGCAACCCUUCGUUACGAUUCAGUAAAGCAUGUCUGAAGAAUGUCUUCUCGGUGAUCCUUAUCUUCAUCUAUUUACUCCUGAUGGCAGUCGCUGUGUUUCUAGCCUAUCAGACGAUUACGGACUUCAUGGAUAAACUCAAGCAUCCCGUAAUGUCCGUAACCUACAAAGAAGUUGACAGAUUUGACGCUCCAGGCAUUGCUCUUUAUCUCGGUAAGGCCGAACUCCUAAGCUGUAAACACCACUAUCACGAUCACAUUCCUCCUCUGGAGAACCCGGGACAGCAGGGUGCAGUCGAAUGCCACACGGAGCAAAUCAACUACACUGACCCCUUCACUAAUCACACCACGAAGCUAGCGUUGAUUGUACGUGGACCUCGGGAAGUUAGGAAAAGGGAGCUGAUUUUUCUACAGUUUCUGCAAAACAAAACCGAAGAAGACUUCAGUGCUAUCAGCUACUUGCUGUUCUCAUCCUUCCAGGACUUUCUGUUAAGCCAAGAUAAAGCUCAGUUUAUGAAGAACUGCGAAAGCUCCUACUCCAUUUGGACUUUCUCUGGUGGAUUUCGAACCUGGGUGAAGAUGUCCUUGGUGAAGACGAUGGAGAAGGACGGCAGUAAGUCAGUCGAGUUUAGACAAGAGUCCAGCGUUGUAAAGUACAACGACAGACGACCGGAAGUGGAAAAAACGGAUCAGCUGUUUUUUGUUGUUUUUGAGUGGAAGGAUCCCUUCAUCCAGGAAGUACAAGACAUCAUCACAGCGAAUGCCUGGAACACCAUCGCCAUUCUCUGUGGAGUCUUCCUGGCCUUAUUUAAGGCGGCCGACUUUGCAAAACUAAGCAUAAAGUGGAUGAUCAAAGUCAGAAAGAGACAACUUAAGCGCAAGACGCAGGAGAUGAAUCAUAUCGGCUGAAAAUGGACCAGGAGUUUGUCUUCUCCAUUCCGUGAUGGAGACCUGAUGCUGAGCGCGGUGUCGUCGUCGUCGUCUCCAGCAUAAGCUAAUGGGAAUCAAACUUGGAGACUGGGCUGCUGACAUGUGGUUUUAAUUCAUAGCCUGUGCUGUGUAGAUAUUGGGUAACAUUACGCUUUUAGUUUUAUUUUCCUCAUUUGAAUCCAGUAGAUCAGUUCCUGAGUUCAUACGCUGUGUGAAGCACUGGACGAGCGUGGAGGAGGCGAGGAGGGAGACGUGGAUUUGUCUUGGCACGUUUCCUUCAGGCAGAACAUAUAGAGACUCAAAAAAAAAAACCAACGCUAUGGGUGGCAGAGGUCACCACGGGGUACGCUGCGCUCUUCUGGCUGGCAUGAUCACCGCUGGGCAUUGUGAAUUUGAUACGCCGAUUAUUGACACAAGUAGAGCCACUCGAGUUUAUUUGGUUUUGUUUAAGCUGAGGGACGAGAUCUCCGUCUCUGCAGGGCGGAUUGAAAUUCCAGGGAAAGGGAAAUGACGGAUGGGUAGAAGUCGAGGCAGUCAGUGGCGCGGCUUUAGGACUCGAUUAGGCAAACGAUGAACUCUGAACCUUGGAGGAAAACGCCUCGAGUUGUCGUGUGCCUAACGGAGAUGCCGUGACCAUUGAAUUGUGUGUUUCAGUUGUCCUGACCUGGGGGUGUUUGUGGGUAAAGAUGCAAACGACCAGCUGUGGCGUCUUUCAGUUACACGAAUACAUUUAAUCGCAGGUGGCUGCAUCUGCAAGUCUGGAGUUCGAGAUUUUCGCUGUCCACAAACGGAGGGCCCAUUUCUAGAGACUCCUGAUUUCAAGGCAUUAACAGUUUGACGAGCUACACUGAACUAAUCCUUAGCUACCUCACUUUUACAUUUGGAAUUUCUCAAGAAUGUGUACAAUAAAUGUAACAAUGAAG